This is a messenger RNA of Kickxella alabastrina, 663 nucleotides long. RefSeq names its product 50S ribosomal protein L30e-like protein. The coding region runs from base 131 to 577 and encodes 148 amino acids. The transcript is spliced from 3 exons. Gene Ontology annotation, biological process: translation. Gene Ontology annotation, cellular component: ribosome; cytosolic small ribosomal subunit. NCBI's taxonomy places the organism in Eukaryota, Fungi, Kickxellomycota, Kickxellomycetes, Kickxellales, Kickxellaceae. The record is from RefSeq and is a predicted model, not a curated record. Gene Ontology annotation, molecular function: structural constituent of ribosome.
CACGGAUUUAUUUUAUAAUUCCCACUCAUCGAAGAUUUCUGCAGGCCGUUUUUCAACUUACGUCCCCAGCGCUUUUAACCCACCCCAAACAGUAAACCCUUUUACCGUAACCUAAACGCACUUAAUCCAAAUGGCUUCUGAAGGAGAUGUUGUGGCUAACAUUGCUGCCCCCGAGACCGUUGUUGAGGUCCCCGCUGAUGCUGCCCGCGGUACUCUGACCGUUGAGGAGGCUCUUGAGAUUGUCCUCAAGAAGGCUCUUGUCAACGACGGCCUUGUCCGUGGUGCCAAGGAGUCGAUCAAGGCUCUUGACCGCAAGGAUGCCGAGCUUUGCGUUCUGUGCGAGACCACCGAGGAGGCUGGCAUUGUCUCCCUGGUCGAGGCUCUGUGCAAUGAGCACAAGAUCCGCCUGAUUAAGGUUUCGGACGCCAAGAAGCUUGGUGAGAUGGCCGGUCUUUGCAAGAUCGAUCGCGAGGGUGAGGCCCGCAAGGUUCGCGGCGCUUCUGUUGUUGUUGUCCGCAAGUGGGGUGAGGAGUCGGUUGCCCGCACCACCCUCCUUGAGCACUUUGGCUCCCAGUAAGCUUGACAUUGCGUCGUGUGAAUAUGCAUUUGUAAUGUCCGCGAGUUUUUCGUUAGAUCAAUAAAUGUAUUUUCCAAACCAAAAAA